Messenger RNA from Sceloporus undulatus (fence lizard), 2990 nucleotides. RefSeq names its product transmembrane protein 221 (gene TMEM221). Bases 464 to 976 code for a protein of 170 amino acids. The transcript has 2 exons. Lineage: Eukaryota; Metazoa; Chordata; Lepidosauria; Squamata; Phrynosomatidae. The record is from RefSeq and is a predicted model, not a curated record.
CAAUCCAAGAUAUUGUUUUGAGGUUCCUCGACCACAGUCAAUAGAGCUCUCUUUCUCAAAGCUUGGGGUAGGUUCUUUGCCAAGACUACAACCCCCAGAAUCCCCCAGUAAUCAUAGGAUUCUGGGGGUGAUAGUCCUAAACAGUAACUUUCCCAACCUGUGCAAAUCUGCCCCAUUAACUCAGUCUCUCCAGUCCCUUGCCUCUUUGGUCUUCUCUGUUUGGGGUCUCAAGGUCUGACUGUAAACUGCUUGGGGCAGAGACCUGCUAGCUUUACACCAAACAUUACACCAGGAGCGAGAAGUGCAAAGAUGGUGCUGUGUGAAUAAGAGGAAUUGAGUAACUACAGUCUUUUUUCUUUGGGUUCAUAGCAGCGACUGGUUCCUCCUAGACAGCCGGAAAGUGCGCCACGUUGCUGUCGGUCUGUUUUGCUGUGGAAUCUCGGUCUACCUGGCAGCACUCUCCAUGUACAUGCUGGUGUUGUUUGAGAUCGCAACGGGAAUCACCAGCGCCUGCAUCCUAUCCUCGAGCAUUGUCGUCCUGAUCCUGACCAUCAUCCAUGUGCUCAUCCGAGCUUCCAGAGCGGCCCAGCGUGGCCAAGGAGAGCUUUCGCACACUCUCUACGAAAAUGACUCAGCCCGCAGUGGCGAAACAUCUGUUGCGCAUCUCAACAAUGCCAAGAACAUGGUCUCCCCCAGGCCCCGGCCGGAGAUCCACCGGGAGUUUUCAUACCCGCCGUACGUGGAACAGAAGUCCCACCUGACCACCCCAGCAAGCAGCAAUGUCACCUCCUCUGGGAGCGCCGAUCCAAUACCAGAGAAGGAUUGCUACGCCGUUCCGCGGAUGCACCGGACGCUUUCGGCAGAAUCGGCCCUGCUGCAAAUCCAAGGGAAGCCCUGGAAUGGCGUCACGCAGGAAAUGAAGAACAUCCUCUCUAGGAAACCGGCCGGCUCUGGAAAAAAUUCAACCUUGGUGUAAAAAGUCCAGAGUGAGGAGUGCAUCACCUUCAUAGUAAUGAGAGAGAGGUAACUGAGUCCAACCCCUCCUCAAUGUAGGGAUUCCACAUAGAGCAUCACCAGGAAGGAGCUGUCUAGCCUCUUUUGGAAGACAUCCAGAGAAGAAGACCUUACCACAUCUCCAGGUCAUGGAUCCCAUUGCCCAACACCUCCUACCAUCAAGAUAUCCCUUUUAAGGUUCAAUUGAAAUCUACCUUCCUGUAACUUAAAACCAUUAGACCUGGUCCUACAUUCUGAGGCAGCAGAGAACAAACCUGACCCCUUUUCUCUGGAACAUCCCUCGAAGUCUUUUACAAAAUCAGAUUCCAUCUCAACAAGCCCAGCUCCUUCAACCUUUCCUUGUAUCUGCUGUUCUCCAUCUCUUUUAUCAUCCUGGUUGCCCUUCUCUGAACCAGCUCCAUCUUCUUAAAAUGAGAUGCCCAGAACUGAACACAAGACUCCAGAUGAGGCCUAGCUAGUUCAGAAUAUAGGGGGACUAUGACUUUCCUUGACUUGGAAACUAUGGUUUGAGGUAUUGAAGGAGGACCACCAGGACAACGCCUGGUCUUUGUUUCACCAGGAUAGAGCUGUCAGAGGUUUAUGAAGUUGCCUGCCUGGUGAUGUGGUUUGAGCGUUGGACUAGGUCUUGGUCAUGUAGACCCACGGGGGAACCUGAGCAAGUCACACUCUCUCAGUCUCAGAGGACUGUAAUGUCAAAUCCCCUCUGAAAAAGCUUGCCAAGAAAACCCCAUGAUAAGGUUGCCUUAAAUCUGAGAUGACUUGGAAGUCACAUAACCACAACAACGGCCCUUUUGAAGCUCCACAGUUGAGAAUGUUCUAUGAUCUGCACAUAGUUGUGUGGAAAUGGCUAUCACAAAGCUAGGGUGAGGGCUGCUCCUUAGCAAACUACAAUGUUUGUAGAAUAGGUGUUAAUAGUAGCUAGUGUUGUGGAUAGGUGACAAUGGACUAGUUGCUCCCACUCUCUCUCAAACAUAGCUACUCCACAGGGAUGUUGCUGUUGGAGUGAAAAGGAGAGUCAUGCACACCAUGGGGAACUCAUUGUACAGAAGGUGAGGUAUGAGUGUAAGAAAUUAAAUACUGUAUUAAAUAAACAUGUAUGGAGUCUCCAGGCUCAGAAGCACUGUACCACUGAAUAUUGGUUGCUUCCACUCUUGCCUUCUAGUUCUGCAAGGAACUUGGAGCAUCUAGUAGGCCAGUGUGGGGGGGGGGGGAAGGAUGGUGCACUAGAUACAUCUUAGGUCCAGUCUAGCAGGGUUCCUAAGAUAUAGCAAAAAGGGUUUUGCUCCAAAAUGCCCACUAUGGAGUGGAGGGCAUUUCCACCAUCUUUGGAGGCCCCAUAGGGUUGAGCAAGAUUUUUCAAAACCUUCUCACCCAAAAUGUUCUCUAGAGGCUGGGUGGUGGUGGCAUCUUUGCCUCAUUUUGCAGGGACCCUGGGUCAAUUCAGGACUAGGAAUAGGACUGCCAGAUCUCAGGGGCUGAUACCGAGUCUCCAGUGUUUGUGGAUCAUCUCCAGGCAGGAGACAAGGGUGCAAAUCCUCCAGGUUUUUUGAGGAGGUCUCAGUUCUGGGAAAGGGCUCGCUGUAAACCUUCCAGCUCAGCUAGGAGGCUUCAUUGGUUUGUUGCGGCAAUGUAGAAAGAGUCUGUGUAUUUACUUAGGAGUCAUGCAGAAGCUGUUUGUUUUAGCACAACUAUACGAAUUAUCUUACUCAUGCAUUCCGGGUUUGUUGUUCACACUAUGGAACCACAUCUCUGCAACUUCUGUUGCUCACACAUGCCAGCCCUCAAAUAAAGAUGGAGUUGAUGAUGUGAAUGUAUUCAAAGCACGUUCAAGACAUGCAGAAGUUUAUCCCGAGUCUAUUCGCAUCGGUUAUUCAAACAGCCGAGAAUGUGAUCCUUUCAGAAAAACUCAGGAAGAAGCUGGCAUUGAUUAUCCUGGGUUAAGUGGGGUUUUUGGCAUCCCUCCUUCAAAAAAACUU